This is a messenger RNA of Symbiodinium sp. CCMP2592, 738 nucleotides long. Lineage: Eukaryota; Dinophyceae; Suessiales; Symbiodiniaceae. The record is from the annotation of a GenBank genome assembly.
AUGACUGCACCGCAGGUGGCGGAGUUUGUCUUCUCCAUGUGGCUCGGCCACAACCGAGCAAAUCCUACGCCCUGCGUCCUGUACCAGCUCGGUGCGUCCUGGGGCCCCGCCCUGGCUCGCGGGCAGAUCUGGCGACUGGUGACUCCCGUCAUGCUCCACGCGAACUUGACCCAUCUCCUCUUCAAUGUGUUCUUCCAGCUCCGAAUGGGCUUCGGCAUGGAGAGGCAGUUUGGGCGAGAGAAGAUGAUGAUGAUUUAUUUCGCGUGUGGUCUUUUCGGCAACCUCAUGUCCGUGGCAGUGGACCCCUACAAGCUCGCAGUCGGAGCCUCCACCGCCGGGUUCGGGCUGAUCGGUGUCUGGCUCGCCGAGAUCCUCCUCUCCUGGGAGAUCUUGGGGCCAGCACGCGAGCGAACGGUGAUCUGGAUCGUUUUCAUGAUGAUCUCGGUGACCACAAUGUCGUCCAUGACGCCGAACAUGGACAUCUUUGGGCACUUGGGAGGAGCUUUGGGUGGAUUCCUGCUGUCCAUCGCCAUCAGUGACAUGAAGGAAGAGGAUCGCCCCGAGUGGUACGACCAGGUCCGUGGUGCGGCUGUGCUUGGCUUGAUCAUGUGCAUGGGCAUGGGCUUCACCAAGGCCUUCAUGGUCAACCCCACAGACCCGAUUCCCGAUUGCCAGAUCUUCAAGGCCCUCAGCGAUGCGCUGAAGGCAGCCUCCACGAGCCAUGGACACAUGGCCUGA